CGAAGGCGUGUGUGUAGUGUAGUAUCUUUGGCGUGCAACUGUUGUAAACGGCGGAAAAUGGCGGCUGUGAAUGUGUUGUCGGACCGUGAAUUACGGCGAAGACUUAAAGAAUACGGCGUGAAUAUUGGGCCUGUUACGGACACAACAAGAAAGCUAUAUGAAAAGAAGCUGGAGAAACUAAUCUCGGAAGAGAAAAAGCCAAGUGAGGAUCUAGGGUCGGUGAAGGCGACAAGAUCGCGAAGAAGCUUGUCGCGCGGGAGCUCAGUUGCUUCCGUAGGUGAGAAAGUUUUGGACCGGUCAAAAUCUUCUAGUGCUUCUGCUGACGAGCUUUCAGACGGUGAGUUACGCUCGAAGCUUUUGGAACAUGGCGUGGCCGUUGGUCCUGUGACGCCGACGACCAAAGGGGUGUACGUGAGAAAAUUACAGAAGCUCGUUGAUGAACCAGGGCGAGGGCAGAUAAACGGUCCUUGUACAUCCGGUAAGACCACCAAUCGCCCCAGUCUGUCGCGAUUCAGUUCCGAAGAGAGCGAUGCUGACGAACCUGCCAGUAAAGCAAUGCCUCCCCCUAGCUUCAUGUCUCGGUUCCAGACCAAGAACCAGAGCAGGGUGGUGUUGGAUGCCAGUAGGGUGUCUCCACAGCCGGAUAUGACAGACACCAGUGCAGAACCGUCAUGGAAGCGGGGGUCACUGUACCCCGACUUGAGUGGCCACAGUACUCUGACCAAAACUGGAGGGAUUCUGUCUUCGAGGACAAGUACGUUGGGCAGGACCAGUUCCCGCUUCUCCAGUGGUAUCUCGUCUCCGCGACAUGAACAUUCCAGGAGUGACGGUUUUGACACAGGAUCCGACUCAGAUGUCCCAGGACCUUCGUACAGUUCUAGCAGGAAACCUGACUAUGGAUCACAGAUUAGUCCACCACGGUCUUCAUUUUUAGACAACUUCUCAUCAUUUACUUCAAGAUUCUCAUCUACGUUUAGCAAAGGAGGUGCAGAUACUGGUUAUAGCUCUGCAAAGGAUAGACUCUCAACAGCAAGAAGGUUUGGUGUAGACGAUGCUUCAUCGAGGUCCGUUGGCUCUAGAGAUGCAGGAAAUUCAGGCUAUGCAUCGGCGUACACACAGAAGAUAUCUUCUCAAUUGAACAGCCCUCUUGCUGAGAUGCGGGUUCCAGGCGCCUCCACCGGCAGGUACUCUACGGGGAGCGGCAGCCACUACCACCACUCGACCCCCGUCAGCGUGAACGACGUGAAGGAGCGGGACGUCGGCGAGGACUCCAGGGGCGUGCUGGGGUCGCCCAACGGCCUCCACGGCACUCGCAGCUUUGCAUUCACGAGGAAGCCGCGCGAGCUGUCGAUGGAGUUCAAGACGGAGGACGUGAUGAGGACGUGGUACAACUCGCAGGCCGUGUCGAUGGUGCUGCUGUGCCUGGCGCUGCUGUUCUUCGUGGCGCUGGCAGUCGUCUACGUCAGCGUGCACUCGCGCGACGGCGACAGCUUCUUCGACCAGGAAGGUAAUAGCUAUCCUGUGUGCAAAGAUGACAACAGUGUGACACCGUGCAUCCAGAAAGAGAACCUGCGCAGUGCAGUGCAGCUAUCACGCCUGUUGUUGGAAGAGCUGUCGAGACGUGCGGUCGGCGCGCAGUGCCGGUGGAAGUCUGAGCCUCCCGUCAUGUCUCAGGAGGAAGCCGUCCUCUGGCUGGACAAGAACCAUCUCUCCGUGAGUGCUUCCACUGUCUUGGAUGGGGUUGCCAGUAUCCCAAAAAAUAUUAAGGACCCACGUGAACUGGAUACCAUGCUGAAGAACGUGAAGAUACUGUACCUGUCGAACCCCCAGUGGGGGGUGGACAUAGUUCCCGCCGGCAAGGUGGAGCACCCCGGGAUGGACCAGUUGGCGGACCAGCGGAGCCUGCUGACUCUGGGAGGCCUGGUGGUGCGUGACCCACAGCUGCCCCUCGGAUGUUACCUCUGGCAGAAGCUGUCCGUCCUAGUCUUCUACGCCGUCAUCCUUGCUGGGGGGGCGGGGGCGGUGUACGGGGGCAAGGUGGCCGGGACGUGGUACCUGGCCCGCCAGCGGGACCGCCAGAGGGCAGUGCACGACAUGGUGCAGCGCGUCCUCACGCUGCUGGAGGCCAACCACCAGCCCGGGAGCCACGGCUUCCUCGCCAUCAACCACGUGCGCGACCAGCUCAUCCACCCCUGGGACCGCGACAAGCUGGACUGGGUAUGGGAGGAGGCCGUCAAGUUCAUAGAGAACAAGGAGUCACGGGUGCGCUGCGAGGUCCAGCACGUCGCCGGGGAGGAGUUCCGAGUGUGGCGGUGGCUGCCCCCUUACGGCCGUGGCACCCCGACCUCCACUUCCAGCUCCCCGGACCACGGGCAGGCCCUGAAGCAGAACAAGGUUUGGCAAGGGCAGGCGUUCGAGACCAUGGAAGGCAGCCCCAACUCCCUGCUCUGCAGCCCCACCCCCUGCCUCAAGAUCAGGCACAUGUUCGACAUCGAGAUAGAGUUUGGCGAGGAGUGGCCAGUGCGCAUCAGGGACGCUAUCUUGGAGAAGUGUGAGGGCGUGAACAUCCUCCACAUAUCGGUGGACCGCCAGUCUCGGGAGGGCUGCGUCUACGUCAAGUGCAGGUCCCCUCAGGACGCCGGCAGGGCGUACCAACUGCUGCAUGGCUCCUGGUUUGAUGGAAAGCUGGUGACAGUGAAGUACUUGCGCGUGGAGCGCUACCACGACCGAUUCCCUGAUGCUGCCCGCGCCGUGACGCCGCUCAAGCCAUCCAACAACAAGAAGCUGUCGCUGCAGAGUCGGCAGGAGAGCUUCUAACGUCUCCGUCCAGUUAGGAAACCUUUCACGUGUCUUGUCGUGUUCCGUGCAUAUCGGCCGAGUGGCUUCCGCCGUCAUGCGGCGGACGUGCGGAUUCGCCUGGCGUUCUCGGUACCGAGUUUCGCCAAGCAUCGUGCAGUUUGACGACCGAAAACCUAGGGGACUUGUAAAAUUCUUUAUGUUGCGAACUCUUCUGCUUGCAAGUUUAGUGUGGUUACAAAAUCUCGUGUUUCGGCAGUAAAUAAAUAUUCUUUUCGAAUCAAAGCGGCAAGGACCAUGAUUUUCUUCGCCUUCUAGUAGAACUCUUAGAAAAUUUGUGGAAGGUGACAUUUAGUACAAACGUGGUACCUGUUAAAUAAAUUGGCUUGCUCUUGGUUUGCAGGUGGUAAUAGUAACAGGCAUACAGUUUUUUUUCCAGGAUGCAUUCUUGUGAUGGAACUGCCUGUUAGUUUAUUGCGCGCAUGCACUCUGCUCUCGAGUACUCUCGCGGGUGCUCGUCCAGUGAAAUGUCGAAGCCAAGGGGAUUUGACGGCUGCAUUGUUUCUGUUAGUGUAGCAGAUUGAGCGUUUAUAGUAAUGGUUGUGGUUACUUGUUUGUGUUUGGCUUUGACAUUUGAACGUGUUCAUGUUAGCGAUAGUGUCAGUCAGUACAAUUAUUUUUUUUACUAGAUUUCAUUUGACAUUUUGCAUUUGGAACUACUUUACUUUGUGGCUUCAAUUUUUUGUUUAGCUGGCGUAAUUUCCGGCAAGUUUGUUGGCUUGCGGCACGUAGAACCGUAAAUAGCAAAAGUGUACGAUUGUUGUUAUAUUUAAGUGAUGACACUUUUAUUUGAAUUUAACUUAUGCUAAAGGAGGGUGACUUUUAUAAUUUGUUACGGUAUUAAAAUUGAUAAUAAAUGACUGUGGCAAUGUUAAGAAAUGCUUUAUCAACUAUUUGGAGAUUAGUAGUGGAUAAUUCCAUACCAAAUCAACCAAUGGGUGUUGCUGACAUAUUUUAUUUUUAAUGGUACAUUUUAUAUUUCUAUAUACAUCUGGGAAUGCAAAACAAUUUUUUAAAAUUUUUUAUUGUUAGCACUUUUGCUUCUAGCAGCCAUUUUGUUUAUGCAAUUUUCACAGGUUCGCGAUAAGUUAAAUUUGUUUAUUAAGAUAACAAAUUAAAAUAAAAACCAUUUUAUUCUAAAUGAAACCAUCUACAAAUCAUAUUAUGACCAAAAAUUUGUUUAUUUUAAGGAAAUAACCUAACUAAAAUUUAACUAAAAAAUUGGGUUUUGAUUUUAAUAAAUGGAAGAACAUAGGGUAUAUUUUUCAAAGAAGGAAUCUAAACACAACUUUAGUGUUUUUCUCUUUAAAGGUAUAAUAGAGCACAAUACUUAAGACAAUUUUGAUACAUUUUAAAUGUCUCCUUUAGGUUUUACAAGCCAUCAGAUAUUGCUAUUUGUCCAAAAUGCUGAUUUUCAAAUAGGUAUAUCAUUAAAAUGACUGAACAAAGAAAUCUGAAAUUUUGACAUAAUUCCCUUCUAGUAACUUGUAAUUAACAUUUGCAAUUUCAUCGUAGUGUUUUGAUCAGAAGUAUUUUAUUUUUAAUUUUAGAAAUCCAAGAACUAUGUAAAUGAUGCACAUUGCAGCAGACGACACCUUAGAGUUAAAACACUGGAAAAACUGGGAAAAGGAGAUUAAUAAAUUAAUGUAUUGUUUAAAAAUAAUAAACUUUAAAAAGUUCAUAAAGACAAUACCUUGAUUCAUUUUUUUUUAAAGUCAAUAGUUUGAUGCUUUCGUUAAUGGAAUACACACACACACACAUUAAUACAUAUAUGUUAAAAGUCUGCUUGAUCAUUCAAUCCAUGUUAGGACACGAAAGAAACGAGUCUACAGGAAAAUGAUAUCUGGCUCAACUCUGCAAACAUGUUAAGAUGCGAAAGGUGCAAGUGUCUGCAGGCCUACUGCAGUAUACUGCUGCACAUGUGUUCAUUAGCUGUGCUUGUAAGAGGUUGAGAAGUUCGUGCUUUGUAAUAUAAGGUACUAAAGUGAAGUUCUUUGUUUGGAAUUGUGUGCGUGUAUUUUCUUUUAUAAUGUUAAAAAGUAAGUGAAAAUGUGUUAUUUUGUUGGUUUGUUUGUAAAAGAAGAUUGCCAUAAAACACAUUAUCAUUUAUCAUCCAUAUAUGUACUUAAGAUAUUCUUCAAGUUAGUGAUCUACUUCAAAUUGAGAAGACACUGAUAAAGUCAAGAGUUAAUCAAAGUAUCAUUUCGUUUGUCAAUACCACAGAAAUAAGUAUAUAGAAAAUACUGUCACAUUUUUGGAAAAGCCUGUAGUAAUCCACUUCAGAGCCAUGAACAGAUGGUGAAUAAAAGUUUAAGAGAAAUUAAACUUGAAUGUCUAGAGGAGCCCAAACAAUCUACAGUUGAUUUGAUGCCAGGAAAAUCACUUUGUUCAUGUUACAACAAAGUAUUUAGCUUUGAAGAAAAUCCCUCAACAAGUGGCAAUGACUUUGUUGCGAACUUAAAAAAGUAACUUUAAAUGAAAUAAACCAUAUUUGUUACAAAUUUGAUAUUUUCCCAGCCACAAAAAUGAUCAAGCUAAUUAAGCCCCAGCGGGUCCCCGCUUUCCAAAGAUAAGAAGUGAAAAUUGCUGAUGCUGUAAAAAGAAUACACACACAGAAAUUGCUUGAAUAAAAAUAAAAUAUGUCAGCAACAAGGUAUUUUAUUUUUGGUUGACUUCAUAUGUAUUGACCCUAGUAGAUGUUACUUUUGUCAUUUUUGAGCUUUAGUUCUUGCCCAAACCACUUUCCACCCUUUCUCCCACCUUGUAAAGCUGUUGUAAUUUUUUUUUUUAGAAUAGAAAUUGAGAUUCAGAAUGUUUUUGAUUUUUAAAAUAUGUUAUUUAAAGCAGCUUUGCUUGGAUAUUGCCAGUUAUAUUUUUUAAUUAAUGAUAAUUUUUGAAAAUGUAUGCUUUUACUUAUGGGGAAAUACUAUAAAUUCGUUUAAAGAAUUUGAUUAGUUUUUAACACAAUAUGUAACUUAAUUGGAUGUGGAAGGAAUAAUAGUUUAAUUUUAUAAUUUUAAAGUUUUUCUGUUUAAUAUAGUUCUUUAAAUAUCAUUUGUGUGUUAUGGAUUGUGUUGAUACUGUCUUGUACUUUUAAAGAAAAAAAUAAUUAAAAGCAUUGUAACUAUUCAAAAUAAUUAUUGUGAUAUCACAGUUUUUUAUAAAUAAAUUUUGAUGUAAACUGCU
Bacillus rossius redtenbacheri is the source of this 6042-nucleotide messenger RNA. It is a transcript of the gene MAN1, whose product is annotated as inner nuclear membrane protein Man1. Gene Ontology annotation, biological process: negative regulation of BMP signaling pathway; nuclear envelope organization. Bases 58 to 2817 code for a protein of 919 amino acids. Gene Ontology annotation, molecular function: chromatin DNA binding. NCBI's taxonomy places the organism in Eukaryota, Metazoa, Arthropoda, Insecta, Phasmatodea, Bacillidae. The transcript is spliced from 11 exons. The record is from RefSeq and is a predicted model, not a curated record.